Pocillopora damicornis (cauliflower coral) is the source of this 372-nucleotide messenger RNA. RefSeq lists its product as uncharacterized. NCBI's taxonomy places the organism in Eukaryota, Metazoa, Cnidaria, Anthozoa, Scleractinia, Pocilloporidae. The record is from RefSeq and is a predicted model, not a curated record.
AUGGAAAGUUUUGAAAAUUUAGACGAUAUUUUACCUGACUGGGUGAGCGAAGAUUUCGAAAAAAGUCUUGUCGAGGCUGUGGACAGUUACGAUAAACAGGAGAAAGAAAGAAAAUCACGUUUCUAUGUCGAAAACGACUUGACAAAACUACUUAAGCAGUCGCAGUCGAACGCGACUAAAAGAAACACAAAAUGGGUAGUGAAAUUAUUUCAAGCUUGGUGUCAGGAAAGAAACAUCACAACACCACUUCUUAAAAUGAACACUAAGGAAUUAGACCAAAACCUAGCAAGAUUUUAUGUGGAAGCCAGAACAAAACUAGACCCUGUGAUCAGGGUAACUGGGAUACCUGGAUGGUACUGGAUCCUUGUGUAG